Messenger RNA from [Candida] anglica, 2186 nucleotides. The record is from the annotation of a GenBank genome assembly. NCBI's taxonomy places the organism in Eukaryota, Fungi, Ascomycota, Pichiomycetes, Serinales, Debaryomycetaceae.
UUAUUUUCACAAAAAAGAAGUUCUUAAAGCAGUGACAUAUACAUAUAAAUGUCGGCUUUGUCUAGAAUAUUAAUACGAGAGGCCGGGGCCUCUUCAGUGGUCCGUUUGAGCAGGACUGUGGCUGCCCAAAGACGUGCUUUGGGUGGCGUUUCUCGUUCUCGGAUGAUCACUGGGAAUAGAGGUCAACGAUUCGUUUCGUCUUCAACUCAUAAUCUUCUUCAAAGUCAAGAACAGAUUGCAAAUUCCGACUUGAAGAACACUGGUGCCCAAGCCUCCUUCUACAAGUCUCUUUUGGCCAACAACUACCCUCACAUUGUCGUUCAACGGUAUGAAACCCCAGGGAUUGCUGCGAGUGCGGACUGCACAUUGUUGUACGUGGAUGCCUUGAACAAGUUGGGUAAAAAGGGCAAGGCAGAACAAGUCUUGAGAUCUUUGUCUGCUGGUGGUGCUGGAAAUGGCGCAGGUGCCAAUGGUGGUGGCUUGGCCAAUGGAGGAGGUGCUCUUGGAGGUGCUCUAGGUGGCCUUGGAAUCCAUUCUGGAAGUGGUGUUGGAUCUCGUUAUGAACCAGUGCAUGUCAUUGUUUCUGAAUCUAUCCUUACAAUUCUUUCCAAAUGGCUUAAAUGGCUUAUUCCCGUGGCCCUCUUAACAUAUGGUGCCACCAAUGCAUUCAAUUAUCUUGUAGAAAACGGAACCAUUUUCAAGAAUUCCGAAGUUAAUGAUAAAUCCGUGGACGUUUCACAAUCUACCGUUCGUUUCAAGGACGUUUGUGGCUGUGACGAGGCAAGAGCUGAAUUGGAAGAAAUCGUAGAAUUUUUGAAAGAUCCUUCAAAAUUCACUGGUUUGGGUGGGAAAUUGCCCAAGGGUGUCUUGUUGACCGGUCCUCCAGGUACUGGUAAAACUUUGUUAGCAAGAGCCACUGCUGGUGAAGCUGGUGUCCCAUUUUUCUUUAUGUCCGGUUCAGAGUUUGAUGAAUUGUACGUUGGUGUAGGUGCCAAGAGAAUUAGAGAACUUUUCACCCAAGCUCGUGAGAAGUCCCCUGCUAUCAUUUUCAUCGAUGAAUUGGAUGCCAUUGGAGGUAAGCGUAAUCCAAAGGAUCAAGCUUAUGCCAAACAAACUCUUAACCAAUUAUUGGUGGAAUUGGAUGGUUUCCUGCAAACUGAAGGUAUUAUCAUUAUUGGUGCCACCAACUUCCCAGAAUCUCUUGAUAAGGCUCUUACCAGACCUGGUAGAUUUGACAAGGAAGUCAAUGUUGAUCUUCCGGACGUGAGAGGUAGAGUUGAUAUUUUGAAGCAUCAUAUGGAAAAUGUCGAAACUGCUGAAGAUGUAGACCCACUGAUCAUUGCCAGAGGUACCCCAGGUUUAUCCGGUGCAGAACUCAUGAAUUUAGUCAACCAAGCCGCCGUCCAUGCAUCCCAAUUAAGCGCUCCUCUGGUGUCCAUGAACCAUUUUGAAUGGGCCAAGGACAAGAUUUUGAUGGGGGCUGCCAAGAAUAACAUGGUUAUUACCGAAGAAGCCCGGAAAAACACCGCCUAUCAUGAAGCUGGCCAUGCUAUUAUGGCCAUGUACUCUGAAGGAGCUACACCUCUUUACAAGGCAACCAUCUUACCUCGUGGUAGAGCACUCGGUAUCACUUUCCAACUUCCAGAAAUGGACAAGGUUGACAUGACCAAGAAGGAAUGUUUUGCCCGUUUGGAUGUUUGCAUGGGUGGUAAAGUCGCCGAAGAAAUUAUCCAUGGACCAGAUAAUGUAACCAGUGGUUGUUCCUCAGACUUGCUGAAUGCAACUAGUGUAGCAAGAGCCAUGGUUACCUCGUAUGGUAUGAAUGAUAAAAUUGGACCAAUGAAAUUGAGUGAUGAAUGGGAAUCUUGGUCGUCUAAAAUUAGAGAUUUGGCCGAUAGAGAAGUUCAAAACUAUUUGAUUGACUCUGAAGCUAGAACAAGAAAGGUUUUAAAUGCAAGAAGCGUCGAAUUGAGAAGACUCGCAGAAGGGUUAUUGGAAUAUGAAACCUUGACAAAGGAUGAAAUGGAAAAGGUUGUCAAGGGCGAGCCUAUCAACAAGGCCAAACAAAUCACCAAUACGGUAAUCAAGAGCCCUGUUGGAACUGCUAGAAAGGAGGUGAGAAAGGCCGAUCCAACAAGUGUUCCCGUGGAAGCUUAGUGUUAGAAAAGGCGUUGAAUAGUUGUAGC